Messenger RNA from Argentina anserina (silverweed cinquefoil), 757 nucleotides. Its product is annotated as cell wall / vacuolar inhibitor of fructosidase 2. Lineage: Eukaryota; Viridiplantae; Streptophyta; Magnoliopsida; Rosales; Rosaceae. Bases 119 to 673 code for a protein of 184 amino acids. Gene Ontology annotation, molecular function: enzyme inhibitor activity. The transcript has a single exon. The record is from RefSeq and is a predicted model, not a curated record.
ACAAUCAUUUUAUCUAUUUCUUCCCUAAGAUAAUCAUAAGCUCAUUCUCUUCCUCCAUCUAUAUAACAAAUCUAAAAGCUGCAGAGCUCCAGAGAAAAAAAGAAGAAGAUAGAACAGCAUGGGUUCUAGUUCUACUACUUCUGCUACAUUCUCCUUAGUUAUUCUUCUGGUGCUUCUUCUGCAGCAUGAUCGUUUUGCGAGUGCAGACUCUAGCUUGAUCCAGAAGACCUGCAAAGCCACCAAGUACUAUGCCCUUUGCAUGUCAUCCCUCAAGUCCGAUCCCACCAGCCUAACCGCCGACGGCAAGGGCUUGGCAGCUAUUAUCAUCGAAAUUGCCACCGCAAAUGCCACCGCAACCUCUUCUUAUUUGUCCUCCCAAGUGCUCAGCUCGGCCAACGACGCCAACGCAAAAAAGGUGCUGAAGGAGUGUGAUGACAAGUAUGGCUACGCCGGCGAAGCCCUGCAGGGUUCACUGCAGGACCUGGCUGCGGAGUCUUAUGACUACGCUUACAUGCACAUAAAUGCAGCUGCCGACUACCCUAAUGCUUGCCACAAUGCGUUUAGGAGUUUCCCGGCGUUGGUUUAUCCACCGGAGCUGGCAAGAAGAGAGGAUGCUUUGAAGCGGAUUUGUGCAGUUGUUUUGGGAAUUAUCGAUAGUUUUGGCUGGGAUUAGUGUACUGAUUGCCUAGCAAGCUCGUGUACACGUUGCUAAUUAAGCUAUUUCAAAUUUUCAAUAAUGCAUAACAUUCUGAAGAUC